GUGGAGGAUGUAGUGUGGGGGGUGGAAGCAGAGAGAGGAACGAUCGAUAGAGUGAGAGUAGAAGGAGGAAAGAUGAAUACAGACAUCACAGCGUCGACGAAGCCAGAGUACCCUGUCAUUGAUCGAAACCCUCCUUUCACCAAAGUGGUUGGCAACUUCAACACCCUCGAUUAUCUCCGAUUCGUCACUAUAACCGGCGUUUCCGUCACCGUCGGCUAUCUUUCCGGGAUUAAGCCUGGAAUUAGGGGUCCAUCGAUGGUGACUGGGGGUUUGAUUGGAGUGAUGGGUGGCUUCAUGUAUGCGUACCAGAACUCGGCUGGUAGACUUAUGGGUUUCUUCCCCAACGACGAUGAGGUAGCUCGCUUCAACAAAAAAUAACCCUUUUUCGGAUCUCAUUCAAAAACCCUCUUUUGUACCCGUUUGAUUGCAAUAAUCACUUUUUCUUAAGCUAUUUAUUACCAGUUGAAUUUUAAGCUUUUAUUUGUAAUGAAUUUACUUCGUUCUCUUUAUAGAGGAAUGAUAAACCUUGCUACUUUGGGGCUCUGGGGCUUUCAUAUUUUGGUUUAUGUUGAAGUAAGGGGGGCAAUGUAGCAUUUCGUGGGUCAAUUUGGUAUGCAAGUUUGUGGAUUUUGGUGUUUUGUUUUAUAAGCUUCAUUGUCAAGAUAGAACAAGAUAAACUUUAGGGCUACAAUGUAGUGUUGAAUUGAAUUUUU
Messenger RNA from Abrus precatorius (Indian licorice), 713 nucleotides. RefSeq names its product NADH-ubiquinone oxidoreductase 20.9 kDa subunit. Lineage: Eukaryota; Viridiplantae; Streptophyta; Magnoliopsida; Fabales; Fabaceae. The transcript has 2 exons. Bases 73 to 378 code for a protein of 101 amino acids. The record is from RefSeq and is a predicted model, not a curated record.